UAUAUACGGACUGGUCCUGCAGCACGUUGUGUUACCAGCAGGUCAGGAAGAGGAGUGUGUUGACCGUCCUCUGUUGCUGUGUGAGCCAUUUAUUCACACUUACCUGACCGUAUGGAGUGAGCCUGGCAAGCUUUUUGUGUAGUCCUUGAGGAUCUCACCCACAGCCGACAUGUCGGUGAACCGCUGCGUUUGUUUCGUUUCUCGGCUUCAGCGUCACUUUAACUCCCGGACUGCUCGCAUCACCACCAGCAGCUGUCAUGUGUCCUCUGGGUCUAGUUUGUUACAGGGACAGCAUCGACCCGGUACAGUGGUCUGGAGCAGGGAUGUUUCGUCUAACAGCUCCUCUCCGAAACCUCCGGACACCUCGUUGUUUGUCCCCGUCUCCCUGAAGGCAGACGCCUCGGCAGACGGCGGUGUGGGAAUAGAGCUCACCCAGCCGCUGGAUAAAAAUGAGCUGCUGAAGGUUCUGAAUCGGUUUUACAAAAGGAAAGAGAUGCAGAAGCUGGCAGCGGACUCGGGUUUGGAUGCUCGUCUGUUCCACCAGGCCUUCAUCAGCUUCAGGAAGUAUAUCCUAGAGAUGACGUCACUCCCCGCCGACCUGCACAUCAUCCUCAACGACAUCUGCUGUGGAGCAGGUCAUAUAGAUGACAUCUAUCCAUACUUCAUGCGUCACGCCAAGCAGAUCUUUCCCAUGUUGGACUGUAUGGAUGACCUGAGAAAGAUCUCAGACCUCAGGGUCCCGGCCAACUGGUACCCCGAGGCACGUGCCAUCCAGAGGAAGGUGAUUUUCCACGCUGGGCCAACUAACAGUGGUAAAACCUACCAUGCCAUCCAACGCUACCUGGCUGCUAAGUCUGGUGUGUACUGUGGCCCCUUGAAGCUGCUGGCCCACGAGAUCUUUGAGAAGAGCAACGAUGCUGGUGUACCAUGUGACCUGGUUACUGGAGAGGAGAGGACCUUUGUAGACCCAGAGGGUCGAGCAGCUGGUCAUGUGGCCUGCACCAUUGAGAUGUGCAGCGUCACUACACCGUAUGAGGUUGCUGUAAUCGACGAAAUUCAAAUGAUCCGAGAUCCUUCCAGAGGAUGGGCAUGGACCAGAGCUCUGCUGGGUCUCUGUGCAGAGGAGAUCCACGUGUGUGGGGAACCUGCUGCCAUAGACUUUAUCAAAGAGCUGAUGUUCACCACUGGAGAGGAGGUGGAGGUUCACAAUUACCAGCGUCUAACUCCUUUCUCAAUACUGGAUCAUGCUGUGGAGUCAUUAGACAACCUGAGACCAGGAGACUGCAUCGUGUGCUUUAGUAAAAAUGACAUCUAUUCAAUCAGCAGGCAGAUCGAGGCCAGAGGGCAAGAAUGUGCUGUAAUCUAUGGGAGCUUACCUCCAGGCACCAAGCUGUCCCAGGCAAAGAAGUUUAAUGACCCUGAUGACCCCUGCAAGAUUCUGGUUGCUACAGAUGCUAUAGGCAUGGGCCUUAACCUGAGUAUAAAACGCAUCAUCUUCAACAGUCUGGUGAAGCCUAAUGUUAAUGAGAAAGGGGAGAAACAGAUGGAGACCAUCAGCACUUCUCAGGCUCUGCAGAUCGCUGGCCGUGCUGGGAGGUUCUCCUCCAAGUUUAAAGAGGGAGAAGUUACAACCAUGCACAGAGACGAUCUCCCCGUCCUCAAAGAAAUACUCAGUCACUCUGUCGAUCCUAUAGAGACUGCAGGACUCCAUCCGACUGCAGAGCAGAUAGAGAUGUUUGCUUACCAUCUGCCCGAUGCAACGCUGUCCAACCUUGUUGACAUAUUUGUCAGCCUCUCUCAGGUGGAUGGUUUGUAUUUUGUCUGCAACAUUGACGACUUUAAGUUUCUGGCGGACAUGAUUCAGCACAUACCGCUUAACCUGAGGUCACGCUAUGUCUUCUGCACUGCUCCCAUCAACAAAAAGCAGCCUUUUGUAUGUACCUCCUUCCUUAAGUUUGCCCGUCAAUUCAGUCGAGACGAACCCCUGACGUUUGACUGGGUCUGUCGCCACAUCAGCUGGCCUCUGGCUCCACCCAAAAACAUUAAAGACCUGGUUCACCUGGAAGCUGUCCAUGACGUGUUGGAUCUCUACCUCUGGUUAAGCUACCGUUUUAUGGACAUGUUUCCAGAUACUGCCUCAAUUAGAGAAAUCCAGCGGGAACUUGAUGAUAUCAUCCAGCAGGGUGUGCGAAAUAUCACCCGGCUCAUCAGAGCCUCUGACCCAACAGUCACUGACCCACUGCAGGCGCAGAGCAACAGGCAUAGCCAGACAGGAAGGGGAACUGGUAGCACUAAGUUUUUGACUGGAAGCAGAGGUCAAAGGGGACAGAGAGCCUCAGGACAGAUGAUGGACAGCUCUCUGGCUAGUCGUUUGGUGAGAGACGGGCUGUUGACGCCCGAUUUGCUCCAGCAGCUGCAGAGGGAAUGGUCUAAAGAUCAGAAGCAGGACAACAGCAGUCAGAGGGCACUCGAUCUGGAGCAUCAGAGUAAUAACAAAGGGAAAAGGAAAAAGAAGAAGAAAUGAAGAACCUGUUCAUUUUGCUUCAGUGAAAAACUGACAUCAGCCUUACAAAUCAUCUGGUGGUUUGUUGAUGUUUUAAGCAUUUAAGACGGAUGUGAGAACUCCUUCUAGCACUAAAAGUAUCCCAGUAAGCGUUGAACUCCAGCUCUAAAACUAAAAAAACACCUUGUUCCUGUGCUACAGAUCUAACCAAAUGUUUUCUUCUAAUCAACAAAUGUACAAACUCACUAAAGCUGGAAAAUGUUUCUAGCUCCAGUUGCUGUGUCUAUGAAGGAUCAAGUGUCUGGUGAGAGAAUGUCCUCUUUGUGACACCAAUAACUGACAGACAUCAUUGUCAAAUGUGCUGUUUCAGCAGCAUUUGUGACACCAGAAGACACUGAAGUUCAUUAAAUGCUUGAAGUUUUCUCAGUCGUCAAACUCUAAUACGUAAUUUCUAUGAACAUUUCUUUAACUGAGGAAAAAAGUGAGAGCUCGAACUGGGAAUAGGCCUGUUAUACAGAUAAAAUGUCAUAUUUUUCUCUUUUUUUGUAUGCUUGAAAUGAUAUCAUAGUAAACAGUAUUUUAAAUGUGUU
This is a messenger RNA of Oreochromis niloticus (Nile tilapia), 3093 nucleotides long. Its product is annotated as ATP-dependent RNA helicase SUPV3L1, mitochondrial. The transcript is spliced from 16 exons. Gene Ontology annotation, cellular component: mitochondrial degradosome. Bases 170 to 2524 code for a protein of 784 amino acids. Gene Ontology annotation, biological process: mitochondrial RNA 3'-end processing. The record is from RefSeq and is a predicted model, not a curated record. Gene Ontology annotation, molecular function: ATP binding; hydrolase activity, acting on acid anhydrides; RNA helicase activity. Lineage: Eukaryota; Metazoa; Chordata; Actinopteri; Cichliformes; Cichlidae.